Messenger RNA from Nannizzia gypsea CBS 118893, 1371 nucleotides. Its product is annotated as RING-6. NCBI's taxonomy places the organism in Eukaryota, Fungi, Ascomycota, Eurotiomycetes, Onygenales, Arthrodermataceae. The record is from RefSeq and is a predicted model, not a curated record. The transcript is spliced from 3 exons. Bases 1 to 1371 code for a protein of 456 amino acids. Gene Ontology annotation, molecular function: DNA binding. Gene Ontology annotation, cellular component: nucleus.
AUGGGGAAGAAAAAGCGCGGCCAUCCGGAUCUCGAGGAGUUGCUCGCGAGGCCUUGGUGCUAUUACUGUGAGCGUGACUUUGAUGACUUGAAGAUUCUCAUUUCUCACCAGAAGGCAAAGCACUUCAAAUGCGAGAGGUGUGGGAGGAGGUUAAACACAGCUGGAGGUUUGUCGGUACAUAUGAGCCAGGUUCAUAAAGAGUCCCUAUCCCAAGUCGAUAAUGCGCUUCAGAACCGAUCAAGUCUCGAUAUCGAGAUUUUUGGCAUGGAAGGUGUGCCGGAGGAUGUGUUGCAGGCCCACAACCAGCGUGUCCUGCAACAGUAUCAGCAGGCUGAGGCUGAACGACGUGCGGCGACGGGAAAUCCUGCACCGGGCACAUCUGGUAGUAGCGGGCAGUCGAAGAAGCCGAAGUUCGAGUCCCCUUCUGAGUUGAAGAAGAGACUUGCGGAGCAUAAGGCGCGUUUGGCGGAGCAUGCGGCGGGUGGAAGCAGUGGAGACACUACACCUAUUGGAGCUGGACAACAGUCACAGUCUACGCCUGGUGGCACUCCAUAUCAGCAGCCUAGCACACCGCAGUAUAAUGCCCCCCAGCAGCCGGCCAAUGGCUCUGGCCAGCAUUACGCAGCUCCGUAUGGACAACCCCCGACCGCCUUCCCACAACAGCCUCAGCAGCCCGGUUUUGUACCACCAACCGGGCCACAAACCUAUCCUAUGCCUCAGUACCCUCCUACGAACAUGUCAACGUCACCAUACCCACAGGCCGGUGUUCCCCCCAUUGUUUCUCCAGUCGGAGCCAGCCCUACACUCCCGUACCAUCACCAGCAGCACCAGCAGUCAAUGAGAACCCAUACGCCGCCUCAGACUAUAUCGCCUUCCUACCCUACUCGAACACCAAGCCUACCACCCGCUCCAGGGCUGCCUCAACGGCCCAGUUUUGGUGCCCCGCAAGUCAAUGCUUUCCAAAUGCAACAGCUGCACCAUGGCCAAGUUUCGGGACCUCCAGCUGUUACUAUGCCGACAGACGUGCAUGGCAACCGUAUUCAUCCGCUUCCAGAUGCUAAUUCUGAAUCUCUCUCAGCGUCAGCUGAUAAGUUGAUUUCGGAGGCUGCUAAGCAAGCCAAAGAGUUACCAGCUAAGCCAAGCCCCGCCCCCGGAACCCCUGAAGAAGGGGCUGCUGGUAAACCUUCGAAGAAAGAAAAGGCUAAGUCCACCAGACUAGUUUAUUCCGAUAAUGAGAUCAGUCCAGAGGAAAAACUGGCUCGCCUACCCCGAUAUGCCUUUGUUCCGAACCAGAAAGACGAGGUUGCUCCAGGGGAGACAGCAGUGGAACCCGUUGCUGGUGCCGAAGAAGUUGUCAACCUCCCAGCGUAA